AUGAAAGCUAACCUCACUCAGCACAAAAGACUACACAUCAGGGUGAAGGCCUAUGAAUGUAAUGACUUUGGGAAAGCCUUCAAAAAUAUCCAUUUUCUUAGGAAUCAUGUGAACACUCAUACUGGAGAAAAAUCCUUUGGGUAUAUUCAAUGUGGAAAGACAUUUAAUGAGUUUCCAUUUCUGGAUCCUGCACUGUAGAAGCAGAAAGUGAAUAUGAGGAAAGUGCAGAAAUCAAAGAAAAAGGGGUAAUGGAAGGAGGAAGAGAAGCAGAAACCCAUGGAAAUGUGGAAACAUGCAGAUCAGAUGGAUGCUGAGGACCCAGUCCUGCUGAAACAGUGCCUGGGAUCUGGCUGUGUGAAUCCCACUCGGCCAGGUUCCAAGUAUUGCUCAGACUACUGUGGCAUGAAGCUGGCAGCUGAACGCAUCUAUGAGAUCCUGCCCCAGCGCAUACAGCAGUGGCAGAACAGCCCCUGCAUUGCUGAAGAGCAUAGCAAGAAAAUGCUUGAGAGGAUCCUCCGUGAGCAGCAGGACACUCGCACCUACCUAAAGACCGUGGAGCAUCAGUUCCAUGAACUUGAGGAUAUCAUUAUACGUGGCAAGCAGCAGACUGUGUGCAAUGAUGAAGAGAGCACCAGAUUUAUGGACAAAGCCCACCAGAAGAUCUUCUGUGUCUCCUGUGGGAAAUCUAUCAGUAUGCAGGUCGCCCUGCGCCACAUGGAGCACUGCUUUGCCAAGUAUGAGUGCAAAUCGUCCUUCGGGUCCUUGUACCCCACUUGCAUUGAAGGGGCCACAAGGCUCUUCUGUGACUUUUAUGACCCAAAGAGUAAGAGGUACUGUAAGCGGCUCCAGGUGCUGUGCCCUGAGCACUCAAAGGACCCCAAGGUACCAGAUGAUGAGGUAUGUGGUUGCCCACUAGCACACAAUGUCUUUGAACUCACUGGUAAUUUCUGUCGCCUCCCCAAACGCCUGUGCAACCACCACUACUGCUGGGAAAAGCUGAGGCGUGCAGAGGUGGACCUAGAGCGCGUGCGAGCGCUGUACAAGCUGGAGAUGCUGAGUGAGCAGGAGGGCAAGGUACGCACAGCUAUGAAGAACCGGGCAGGUCUGCUGUCCCUGAUGCUUCACCAGACAAUCCAGCAUGACCCGCUCACCACUGACCUACGCUCCAGAAUACAUGACUGAGCCCUGUUCUGCUGCAGUCCUGUACCCAACAUCCUGUGCAAGGAUGGCACUUGACAAUUUCCUCAAACACACCUGUUUCUUUAACCACUUCUUUCUCAGGGCCUCUCAGACUGUCUCUGUAUUUUGUUUAUCAUUUGGUCUCCUGCUUCUGUCUAUCCCUUUCUGGGAGGGGGUCCUCAAAAUUGUCCCCUGUUUCUACUCAUUCUUCCAUCCGUGAAUCUGUAAUGGACCAGGGGAAUCUUCUCUAGUUUCAUUUCCCACUGCCCAGACUUUUGUUUAUAAACUUUGGAAGAACAAAGUCUUUUCAUAUCUCCUGAUGAACCCUAAACCCAUCUGUCUGGCCACAAACCCAAUUCUGGAACUCCAAUGGCAGUGGGUAACAGUGCAACUAUAUUUACGAACAGGCUACAGUGCCCAUGCAGGGGUGGGUAUGAAGUGAUGCCCACUAAGUGUUCAGUGGGUCCUAUUCUGUCAAGG
Phyllostomus discolor (pale spear-nosed bat) is the source of this 1659-nucleotide messenger RNA. RefSeq names its product CXXC-type zinc finger protein 1-like. Gene Ontology annotation, cellular component: Set1C/COMPASS complex. Gene Ontology annotation, biological process: positive regulation of DNA-templated transcription. Lineage: Eukaryota; Metazoa; Chordata; Mammalia; Chiroptera; Phyllostomidae. The record is from RefSeq and is a predicted model, not a curated record. The transcript has 9 exons.